GUUUGUUAUUAUGUGCCGUAAUAAAUCAUUAUGUUGUAUGAGACAACUUGUUUUUAAACCUUGAAGUCCGGUAAUUCACAAAGGUUUAUAACAACUUGUUACAUCUAAAAUUUUAGCUGUUAAAACUCAAUCCUUAUUUUUAUUAUUAUUUUGUUAGGGGUAGAGAAUGUUAUAUUUUUAAUAACUUUCGCCUAUAGGCUGGGAUUUUUAUUUGUUUUGCUGUUAAGGUUUUCUUAUAAGCAUUACACUUUUAGGCUCGGAGGAGAAUUUUUUAAGCAUAUCUUAAGCAUAUUGCCCAGCCUUGGUGACUCCUUUUGAUGUGUUUUUUUCGUUUUAUGGGUAUUUUAAGCAGAUUCUUUUUUUUUUAUACCUACCAAGAUUAAUUAAGACCACUAUACUGUCUACACUUGCCUCGUGUUUCUAUACCUUUAUUUUAUUGCUGUUCUUUUAAGGGUAAAUUUUGAGCCAUUUCAUCUUUAAAUGAAAAAAAAUUUGCGUAAAGUAUCAAGACUUUAAAGUAACCUUCAAUUAAAGCUAGCCACUUGUAAGACCCAAUUGGAAAUAUAAACUCGCUGCUACUUUUUCUGGAAUUGACACAAUUUCUUACCUUAAUUCUGUUAAGUUAUCCUUCAUUUAAUGUACAGGAAAUAAAUUAGAAAAAUGAGAGUUUGACUGAUAUAUAAAACCAAAGAAAGAAAAGGUCAUUGUUAAACUUUAGUUAAAGCAUUCUUUCUUGUGUUACUUAUGUUAUGUCGAAUUUUGUGUUAGUUUCAAACAUUUGAGUAGGAAACAUUCGAAAUCUCUUUUUUUUAACGAGAUAACGGGUGCGUAUAAUAUUAAAAUGUUUCGAAGUUUAGAGCAUUUUUAAUUUACCAACUACACGAGUUACAUAUUGACUUAAUAGUGUGAGCCCGGUAAGUUUAAGCUUAAGCCAUUGAUGUGAACCAUGCGAGAAACCUUUCUAUUAAAGUCAUAGUUAUGAUUUGAGAAAAUUGUUUAACCGUUUGCAAUGGUUGAGCACAUGAAAAUAAUACAACAGGCGUGUAAAUGAUACAACAUAUCGACAACAAACAACGUAUUUCACCUUUGCAGAAUUUAUCUUUUAUAACCAUAAUCUGAAAAGUCUUAAAAACGCUUGUUAUAUGUUAAUGCUUGCAAAUUUUAACGUCAUGCUACCAAUAUAGAAUUGCUUGCAUGUUUCUUUACUGAUAUUGCACCUUCUACAAUCGUUCACAAAAAACUUACAUAACUAAUUGUGUCUUCAAAAUAGGAAUACAUUAAAAUAGCUAGUUAUUAAACAAAAAAGGAAAGUUUGAAGAGUCUAAAACAUCCUUCCUAAAGUCUUUUUCCCUUUUCCCCUUUAUAUUAUUCUUAACGAACCGAAAUUAAGUAAAUGAAAUAACUAUUAAGUGUUUGAAUAAUUUUAUUUUUAUCGAAAAGUAUCAAUAUUAUUUACGUGACACUUUGCUUUUCCUUUAAGGAGUAAAUGAAUUUUCCCAGCCUAAUACAAUAAUCAUGCUUUCAUUCCUUCAAAUACGUGGAAGGAUCUACAGGACUACGUAUAAUUACUUUAGGAAGGACUCCAAUUAAAACGUGGUGAUUAACAUUGGUAUGAACAAUUUCGACACCGUCGUCGUUAUAAUAAUAGCCUUUGUAUUUAAAAUGGUGGCCACAGGGUGCACAAAAUAACAGCCCCGGAAUGUAAAAGACAGCUACGUCUAUCAUAUGCAAGCUAACAAUCAGUAUUCAAUAAUUCUUAUUGGAAACAAAUUUGUUAGAUUGCACUCUAUGUUGUUAUAACAUGAAAAAUACAACAACUUCAGAUAAUGGGAAAAUAUGUCAGAGCUAUAAAUAAUUUUGCCUAUUUCAAUUACGGGGCUAAUUAUUAAUUCAGUGUAUUUAAACUUUAAUUAAUUGUAAUGGCAAGAAAGAUUUUCUUAUUUUUCAGUUGUGAUGCUUUGCAAAUCUAAAAUAUAAAUAAAAAUAAAAAUGAAUAAUAUUUUUUGUGUUAUUUGAAUCUUGUUUUGUCUUUUUUGCAAGUGAACCUGUUUCACGAAAGAAAAUUUUAAUAAUCAAGAACUAUCUGGCCUAACGAAACCGACGAACUUAUUUUGCCGCUAAAUAAUAUUAGUUUCUUUUGGGUCUAGAAAAUAUCUAUAACUGCAAUCCUAGAAUUCCAUAAAUUUGCUACUGAUAAAUGUCCAUUGAAGCAUUGUGCAUGAAUAAUCCUUAUAAGUUAUCAAUUGUCAUUUUUUGUGCCUUACGUGGCUUCCAUAAAACUCGAAAAGCAAGUUAAUAAUUAUAUAAGCAUUGAUUCCGCAUUUCUUGAUCUAUUCCUGUUAUAUUUGUCAUAUUUUAUAUAAGUAACAUUUCUACACAAAUUUUAUAGACAACUAAUUGACAUCCAAGCAUAAAACUUUUCCUUCCUUAUGAUAAUGAUUGGAGGUAAAAAUCAGUAAACAUCCUAAUGGAAAUGACUGGACGAAAAUACAAUUGGGUACGAAACAAUUGAAAUCGUAUAAAUAAGGCUGAAUUCCACGUUUUACUUCACAUUACUUUUUGCUUACAUCUGGAGAAAUAUACACAGCAUUAUAAAACACAUGAUUUGUCAAGUAACAAUGGAAACAUGUGCACUAUUAAAGGGAUUGUUAAUAUCCUUGCUCCUUAUAACUACAACGACAGGUCAAGUGUUUAAUCCUGGAGAUACCUUUGCGAAUUGUAUUAACCCAAACCCUACUGCUUUUUGCAAAUCAACGUUGCCAUUUCGGUCAGUUGAUGGAAGCUGUAACAAUCUUGCCAGGCCAACAGAGGGAGCAAGAAACACAGCAUUGGCUCGACUUCUACCUGCUGAUUACGUGGAUGCAGACAAUCUUGAUACACCUCGUGGAUUUCCUGGAACAUUACCACGUGUUCCUACAGCGCACGAAGUCUCGCGAGCAGUGUUUAGCGUUCAAACCGAAAACACACAAAGAUCAUCGUUGUCAACAAUGUUUAUGGCAUUUGGACAAUUUCUCGAUCAUGAUUUUGGAUACACAAGUCACCCCUCUUGCGAUGUAUCUGCAGGAUGCGGGUCCAUAAAAUCCUUUACUUACCCAUGUUUUCCACUCCUAAUCCGAUCGAAUAGAGACAACUGUACAUCCCUAGCAAGAUCAGUUCCUGUAUGCCAACCUACAUCUCAACCACGAACCGCGAGAGAACAACUAAACAUCAUCUCUUCUUAUGUCGACUUGUCCCAGGUGUACAGCAACGAUAUAAUUGUUCACAAACAAUUGAGAGCAUUGGAUGGUACUGGGUUGUUGAGAGUCACUUCAUCAAAUUUGCUGCCGAUAAGGCUCUUGUCAUCGGAUCCACAAUGUGGAAACCCGGGCGGAUGUUCAUUGGUUGGUGAUGACAGAGGAGACGAGAACAUUGUGUUAAACACCUUGCAUACCAUAUUUGUCCGAUAUCACAACCACAUAGCCAAACAAUUAAAAACAUUGACUGGAUCUACGAGUGAAACUUUCCUUUUCGAGACAGCCAGAAAGAUAAAUAUUGCCAUUUAUCAACGUAUUGUUUACAACGAGUUUCUUCCCCCUCUUGUUGAUUUAGAUUCAUACAAAGGUUACAAAUCAUCAGUGGAUGCUAGCAUAACUAACGUAUUUGCAACAGCGGCCUUUAGAUUUGGUCACAGUUUAGUUCCAAACUCCUGGGCACAACUCGACAAAAACUUUAAUCGGGCUUUCAACGAUAUUUCUCUCAGAGCGUCCUUUCAAAACACUCGUUCAAUUCGCCGUCGAGGCAUUGAGCCAACCGCAUUUGGUUUAUUGGCAAAUCGAUCACAAGGAGUUGAUACAAGUUUUGCUUUUGGAAUAGCCCGCAGGUUGCUUGUACCCCUUGGUGAAAGAAGACUUGAAGAUUUGACAGCUUUAAACAUCCAGCGAGGACGAGAUCAUGGUUUAGGGACUUACGGAGCUUGGAGACGAAGAUGUGAAUUGCCGGCUAUAAACACCUUCCAAGAUCUGGUGGGAAUAAUGUCUAAUUCAACAAUUAGGAAUUUCGAGACAGUGUACAACAAUCCGAAUGACAUUGACAUAUUUGCAGCUGGUAUUGCAGAAAGACGCACCAACGGAAAAAUGCUUGGACCAACCUUCCAAUGUAUCCAAAAAAUCCAAUUUGAGCGGUUUAGAGAUGGUGAUCGAUUUUGGUAUGAAAAUCCUGGCGUUUUCACUCCAGAUCAGCUGAUUGAAAUAAAUAAAAUGACAUUGUCAAAGGUAUUAUGCAACACGUUAAAUGGUAUUGUUUCAAUCCAAACAAGAGCAUUAAGAGCUUUUACUUCCAAUACGAAUCGAAGAGAAUGUGGUGGUAUUGCGGAUAUUGAUUUUAAGAAAUGGCUCAGCAACUAAUUAGCUCAUAAACAUCCACAAACAUCUACUUUGAAAGCCGGUGCAAUAUGUUAUUAAAACUUUAAUAAUAGGAAUCAUUUCUAACUUAUUUUGUGAAUUCUAUGUUGAAGUACAAAGCGGAUUCUUUUCUAUAGUCUUUAAAUACAGUGAUCAUUUUAUUUUAUUGCACGCAACUUUACAUGUUUGUUCUUCUUUUAUAAGGUUUCGUGAUUAUUGUGUUUUACAAAAUUUUAGAUCAGAUUUAAUUACUAAAGUUACUUCAAAAUUAUAAACCUUUCUAAUUAACUUUUUUUCUUUUUUAGCGAAGCUAUACUUUAUUUAUAAUAAACUUAUUGUUGGAUAUGAUGUGUUUUUUAAAUAACAUGUUUCAAUGCACUGAAUACUUUGCUAAUUUCCAUGGUCUUGCUAGGUCAACCUCUUAAGUAAACAAACUGACGAAUUUUUUCCCCUCAACCGCGCGAAUGUUAGCACGCGUUAAUUUCACAUGCGGGUAAAUUAAGUGAUACAUUAGUUUUGUGACUGUCUCAAUCUUCAAAGGUUGAUUUUGUAAGAAACCGCAAAAUUAUUCAACAGUUUUGUUCACCCAUUUUGCAUUACUCUUACACCUCAUCUUUGCUGGUACGAUCUUUUCCCAAAAUGUUCUUCAAAAUUUUUAUAAGUCGUCCGCAGGAAUGAAGUGGUGUCGUUAUAUAAUUCAACCCUUUUCCUUGAGAAGAAAAAAAAGCAACCUUAAAAGGAAUAAUAGUUUUUUACUCAACCUUUUCUAAAUCGCCUAGACCUUUCUAAAAUUUCCUAAAUUUCCCUAAAUCAUUUUAUUAUUUUAAUAUCUCAUUUACUCACGAACAAUUAUCCAAGAUGAGAAAUUCAGUCAUUAUAUACAAUAUUAAAAUAUACACAUUGUUGCUAGCUGUUAAUGUUAAUAUUCGUCGUGUUCAAAUAAACUUUUAAUAUUUUCCAAAUAUUAUAAUUUUUAUCAUUUAAUAUGAUUUUAAAUUUCGAAGCGUGUAUGAAAAUGUUGAGGGGUCUACACAAGUCAUUAUAAAACAAUAAAGAGUAAUGGAGCAUGUGCCACACCUCUUUAGUUUUUGAUUUUUGACGCCUUGAGUUUCUACUCUUUGUAUUCUAUUUAAUAUAUAGUCCGAGAAAUACAUAAAUUUUUGUUCUUGUAUACCAUAAAGAGGUAGCUUGUUUAGCAAAACGUUAUGACUGAUUGUAUUUAGUCCUUUUGUUAAAUCAAAAAAAGCUAAUUCAAA
Messenger RNA from Hydractinia symbiolongicarpus, 5635 nucleotides. RefSeq names its product lactoperoxidase-like. The transcript is spliced from 5 exons. Gene Ontology annotation, molecular function: heme binding; peroxidase activity. The record is from RefSeq and is a predicted model, not a curated record. NCBI's taxonomy places the organism in Eukaryota, Metazoa, Cnidaria, Hydrozoa, Anthoathecata, Hydractiniidae. Gene Ontology annotation, biological process: response to oxidative stress. Bases 2601 to 4382 code for a protein of 593 amino acids.